This is a messenger RNA of Acaulospora colombiana, 469 nucleotides long. NCBI's taxonomy places the organism in Eukaryota, Fungi, Glomeromycota, Glomeromycetes, Diversisporales, Acaulosporaceae. The record is from the annotation of a GenBank genome assembly.
CAUGAGAUCAAUUGGUGUUGCUGAGCGUGGUUUAGAUUUGAUGCUUAUGCGCGUUACGGAUCCUUCUCGUCGUACCUUCGGAAAACUCCUUGCUGAACAUGGGACCAUAUUAUCCGAUAUCUCCAACUCGCGCAUGAUUAUUGAUCAAGCUAGGUUUCUUGUUCUUAACGCUGCCGACAUGAUUGAUAAAGUAGGUACUAAAAGAGCUUUGAAGGAAAUUGGGAUGGCCAAGGCUAUUGUGCCAACUAUGUUGCUAAAGGUACUUGAUCGAUCCAUCCAAGCACAUGGUGCUGGAGGUUUGUGUGAUGAUUUUCCGCUUGCUCAUCUGUAUGCUAUGGGGCGCACUCUAAGAAUCGCAGAUGGUCCCGAUGAAGUACACAUACAGCAAGUUGGAAAAUUGGAAUUGAGAAGAGCUUCGAAAAUUAAAGAAUAUUAUGAAAGAAUAUUGAAGAAAUCAUCAAAAUUGUAA